Eptesicus fuscus (big brown bat) is the source of this 2186-nucleotide messenger RNA. It is a transcript of the gene TMEM107, whose product is annotated as transmembrane protein 107. The coding region runs from base 300 to 722 and encodes 140 amino acids. Lineage: Eukaryota; Metazoa; Chordata; Mammalia; Chiroptera; Vespertilionidae. Gene Ontology annotation, cellular component: MKS complex. The transcript is spliced from 5 exons. The record is from RefSeq and is a predicted model, not a curated record. Gene Ontology annotation, biological process: non-motile cilium assembly; protein localization to ciliary transition zone.
GGGAGCUGGCCCGCCAUGACCAACCUACGGGGCCACCCCCUGCGGAGCCCAGGUCGGCGCUGACCCGGAGGCUCACAGAGGCUCGAAAACGUACUGCUCUCGCGAGAUUUUCAAAGAUCCGCUCCAAGCGCGCCGCUUUCGUUUGUUGCCUAGGCAACUGGGCGGUACCAGUGCCCGCGGGAAGGAGGCACACAAAUUUCCCCCGCUAGCCUAGGAGACCUCAGAAGUAGCCAUCCCUGAGCUUCCAGCCCUAGAGACCACGGCCUCUGCUCCAGGCGGUGCCCCUGCCUCUGGGGGCCAUGGGCCGGAUCUCAGGGCUCGUGCCCUCUCGUUUCCUGACGCUUCUGGCGCAUCUGGUGGUCGUCAUCACCUUAUUCUGGUCCCGGGACAGCAACAUCCAGGCAUGCCUGCCUCUCACGUUCACCACCGAAGAGUAUAAGACGCAGGACAUUCAGCUGGUGGCAGCGCUCGCCGUCACCCUGGGCCUCUUUGCAGUGGAGCUGGCCGGUUUCUUCUCAGGAGUUUCCAUGUUCAACAGUACCCAGAGCCUUAUCUCCAUCGGGGCUCACUGUAGUGCAUCUGUGGCCCUAUCCUUUUUCAUAUUUGAGCGUUGGGAGUGCACCAUGUACUGGUACAUUUUUGUCUUCUGCAGUGCCCUCCCAGCAGUCACUGAAAUGGCCUUAUUCAUCAGCGUCUUUGGGCUGAAAAAGAAACCGUUCUGAUUACCUUCAUGAGAGCAUGAAGAAAGGCUGGAGGAGCAUUCACCAUUCCUGGAAGGAGGAAGCGCCCUCCCCCCCUCCCCCCGCCCCCAACUCCCCCUAAAACGGCAUUUGGUGGAGAAUUUUAGUGUUAGAGUAAUUAACUGUCGAGUCUGGGAUUUAUUAGCGUUUUAUUUAGAGCUUUGUAAUGAAAUCCUAUUUUAGAGUAACAUCAAAACUUAUAAAAAUUUCAGGGGAGAAUUGGGGUAGCCAAACUACUAGAGAAACGGAAGGCUGUUUUCCAGCCUUGCAGACUGUAAGAUAAUAUGUACCGCUUUUAUCUUGGUUAUUACGGUAAAUGUCUGGCGGAAGGGAGUGGGCGGAGAUAUGUAAAUAAGUGGUGCUAACGGCCAAGACUGCAAGCUCGCGAGUGGAGCAUUCUGGGAUGGAUUAGUUUAUUCCUUUUGGUUGCCAAAUGGAAAAAAAAAAUAUUUUGAAAGAUCUGCAAAUAAAUGUAGCAACAGAAAAGGAAGAAUCUGAAUAGUUUUACUACUCAGGCUAACAUGUUAUUUACUCACCCUAUCUUGUCGUGGGAUCCUUUUCAUGGACUUCGGAAUACUCCACGAUAGUGAUUAUCGUCAGGUAGGAUAAUCCUUACCUGUUCCUCCUUCGGGAGGGCAGAUUGGAACAUGAUGAUUGGAGAUCGCAUGAUUCGUGAUUAACGUCUCAGCGUAAUCAGGACUUGCAACACCCUGAUUGCUCCUAAUCUGAUUCUUCCUGACGAUCUCUCCCCUUGUUCUCGCGUUGAUAGUGGCGAAGUGCUUCAGUUGGCAGGGAAUUUCAGUUGUCCGGAAAACAGUUGUCACCAGUAAGUUUCAUAUCUAAGCUCCAGGUUUUCGUUAUUAAUAUUUAAGAGAAAAGGGUUUUGAAAACUUGAAUGAGCGAAGAAUCAUUUGUGUUUCAUGGUUUUCUACAAAACGGUAAUGUAGACAAAACAAAACACGUUAAUGUUGACCAUACCUGGUGUCACAGAUAACCUAUCUCACUAUGGCAAGAAAGGCCACCUGUUCAACGGUGGUUUUCCUGGUGGUUGGAGCUCCCAUCCAGACCUGGCAAACUUGUUCACAGGGGAGCAAUAUCCCACCUCUGCAUGUCAGCACAUGGCAAGAACAUGUUUAAAAGGUUAUUAAAACACAUAUACCGAUUAGGUAUUAUACAUACAAACUACAAAAGUAAAAAUUUCUAACUUGUCAUAGGAUAGAUGCUUCCUGGUAUGGUGUAUGUUGGGAAGAUGGAACCAGGGCAUUUUUUUUUUUAAGUAUAUUAAUUGUAUUUAUUUUCAGUAUAUCGUACUUAAAGAGAUAGAUGCUCAUAAUGGUUAAUUACAUUUUAGUUGAAUUUGAGGGAUAAAAAUUUGAAAUAGUGAGAAAUAUAAAUAUUUAUAAAGCCUCGAUUGUGGAAAAAAUACAAUGUAGUUGAUUUUUUUUU